AUGCGGUCGUCCACAACGGCCAUCAGCGCCGUGGCACCCGCGGGCCGUCGCGGCCGCACACGCCAGAGCUCCGGCCGCCCAGCGGUAAACGAGGGAAUGGAAGCCGAGGGUCGGGUCGUCGGACGUACUCUGCAGCAACCGGUCCGGGCCUCCAAAAAUGGUGGCGACGAUGGUUCCGACGAGGGCGCUGACGACCUGGCCGAGAAUGGCGUUCCGUGGCUGGGCCAGCGGGGCCUCUAUGGAGUAGAAUUCAAGAACUGCGGCGGCUCCCUGUUGAUUUUUGUUAGCCUGCUGCUCGAUGUUUGCUUUUGCUUUGAGGAUAUUAAUGGCGGAAGGUGA
Messenger RNA from Pyricularia grisea, 339 nucleotides. RefSeq lists its product as uncharacterized. The coding region runs from base 1 to 339 and encodes 112 amino acids. The record is from RefSeq and is a predicted model, not a curated record. NCBI's taxonomy places the organism in Eukaryota, Fungi, Ascomycota, Sordariomycetes, Magnaporthales, Pyriculariaceae. The transcript has 2 exons.